AUGAACAAGCGCCCGCGUUCGGCCUCCGGAGGGCCGCCCCAGAAGCGGGCGGCAGCGAACGCCGGUUCCGACGACGAGGACUUCGACCACCUCAUCGAGGCCGACCAGGAAGAUAUCGGGCUGUUCGAGGAGGACGACGCCAUCGAUCUGAGCGAGGUCCAGGACGGGAAGAACUGGCCCCGCCCAGAGCCUCCCUCGAUCGACCCCGCGAAGGACGCCGUCCAAUUCCAGCAGAUCGAGAUCGACUACAUCCUGGGCAAGCCGCGGAGGGGCAUGACGCGGCCCGACGCGCCGAACAGCGUGGCCUCCAUCCGCAUGUUCGGCGUCAACGCCACGGGCAACUCCGUGUGCCUCUACGUCCACGGCUUCGAGCCGUACUUCUACGUCGAGGCCCCGUACCCGGGCUUCGGCCCGGACGAGUGCGAGACCUUCAGGAACACCAUGAACACGAUGAUGGCGCAGUCGCAGUCCAAGUUCGGCCUGGACAAGUUCGUGCUGCGCGUGGAGAUCCAGCGGAAGCAGUCGGUGUGGUACCACCGCCCGGGCCCGCACGUGAACUUCCUGCGCGUGACGGUGGCCAUCCCCACGCUGGUGACGCCGCUGCGCACGCUGCUGGAGCGCGGCAACGUCACGCUCCCGAACGGCAGCGCGCGGCCCGUGGUCACGUACGAGUCGAACGUCCUCUUCGCGCUGCGCUUCAUGAUCGACGCCGACGUCCCGGGGUGCAACUGGGUGACCGCGCCCGCGGGCAAGUACGAGCUGGUCGCCGACCCCGCGACGCGCACCACGACCUGCCAGAUCGAGGGGCACAUCUUCUGGGAGGACCUGGUGUCGCACCCGAUCUCGGAGAAGUCGGACAUCGCGCCGCUGCGCAUCCUGUCGGUGGACAUUGAGUGUGCGGGGCGCAAGGGGCACUUCCCCGAGGCGGAGAAGGACCCGGUGAUCCAGAUCGCGUCGAUGGUGACGGUGCAGGGGCAGGGCACGGUGGUGCGCAACAUCCUGACGCUGGGCGGGUGCUCGGCGAUCGUGGGCGCGCAGGUGAUGUCGUUCGACCGGGAGCAGGACCUGCUGAUGCGGUGGCGCGACCUGCUGGUCAAGUCGGACCCGGACAUCAUCAUCGGGUACAACAUCUGCAACUUCGACCUGCCGUACCUCGUGAAGCGCGCGGAGACGCUGAAGCUCCCCGGGUUCAUGCACUGGGGCCGCGUGCGCGCGCAGAAGCUCAAGAUGCGCGACGCGCAGUUCUCGAGCAAGGCGUACGGCACGCACGGGUACAAGGAGAUCACGAUCGAGGGGCGCGUGCAGUUCGACAUGCUCAUGGCCGUCACGCGCGACCACAAGCUCACGUCGUACUCGCUGAACAACGUGUCGGCGCACUUCCUGGGCGAGCAGAAGGAGGACGUGCACCACUCGUGCAUCACGGACCUGCAGAACGGGAACGACGACACGCGGCGGCGCCUCGCGGUGUACUGCCUGAAGGACGCGUACCUCCCGCAGCGGCUGUUCGACAAGCUGAUGUACAUGUUCAACAUGGCCGAGAUGGCGCGCGUGACGGGCGUGCCGCUGAGCUACCUCCUCACGCGCGGGCAGUCGAUCAAGGUGUUCUGCCAGAUCCUGCGCAAGUGCCGCAGCAAGAACCUGCUCGUCCCGAACAUCCAGCGGACGGCGCAGGGCGACGGCGUGAGCUACGAGGGCGCGACGGUGCUGGACGCGAAGCAGGGCUUCUACGAGGAGCCGAUCGCGACGCUGGACUUCGCGUCGCUGUACCCGUCGAUCAUGAUGGCGCACAACCUGUGCUACUCGACGCUGGUGCCCCCGAACCACGUGGCGCAGUACGAGCCGCACCAGGUCACGCGCACGCCGAGCGGCGACGUGUUCGUGAAGCGCGGCGUGGCGCCCGGCGUGCUCCCGGAGAUCCUGGAGGAGCUCCUGGGCGCGCGGAAGCGGGCGAAGGCGGACCUGAAGAAGGAGACGGACGAGUUCAAGCGCGCGGUGCUGGACGGGCGGCAGCUGGCGCUCAAGGUGUCGGCCAACUCGGUGUACGGGUUCACGGGCGCGACGGUGGGGAAGAUGCCGUGUCUCGAGAUCUCCAAGUCGGUGACGUCGUUCGGGCGCGAGAUGAUCGAGAUGACGCGCGGCAAGGUGGAGGCGCACUACACGCGCAAGAACGGGUACGCGAACGACGCCGUGGUGAUCUACGGCGACACGGACUCGGUGAUGGUCAACUUCAAGACCGGGUCCGGCGACGGCGCCGUCGCGGAGGCCAUGCGGCUGGGCGCGGAGGCCGCGGACUUCAUCACCAAGGAGCUCUUCCCGCCGCCGGUGCGGCUGGAGUUCGAGAAGGUGUACUUCCCCUACCUCCUGAUCAACAAGAAGCGGUACGCGGGGCUGUACUGGACCAAGCCGGAGAAGUGGGACAAGAUGGACGCCAAGGGCAUUGAGACGGUGCGCCGCGACAACUGCCUGCUGGUGCGCAACGUGGUCAAGACCAGCCUGGAGAAGAUCCUCAUGGAGCGGGACGUCAAGGGCGCCGUCGACUACGUCAAGAAGACCAUCUCGGACCUCCUCAUGGACCGCGUCGACCUCUCGUGGCUCGUCGUCUCCAAGUCCCUGACGAAGGAUGUGGAGGCGUACGACAUGAAGGCGGCCCACGUGGAGCUGGCGAAGAAGAUGCGCCUGCGCGACCCCGUGACGGCGCCCGGGGUGGGCGACCGCGUGCCGUACGUGAUCAUCAAGGCGUCGAAGGACACGAAGACGUACCAGAAGGCGGAGGACCCCGUGUACGCCCUCGACAACAACAUCCCCAUCGACGCACAGCACUACCUCGACCACCACCUCGAGAAGCCGCUCCUGCGCAUCUUCGAACCGAUCCUCAAGAACGCGCGCGACCUCCUCACGGGCGCGCACACGCGCAGCAUCAGCGUCGCCACGCCCAGCGCCCGCGCGGGAGGCAUCAUGAUGUUCACCAAGAAGGUCGCCACGUGCCUGUCGUGCCGCGCACCGCUCGAAAAGGGCCGCAAAACCCUCUGCAAACACUGCGAGCCGAAGCAGGCGGACGUGUACACGGGCCUGCUGACAAAGGCCGCCGCGCUGGAGGACCAGUACAACCGCCUGUGGACCCAGUGUCAGCGCUGUCAGGGGUCGCUGCACCAGGACGUGCUGUGCUCGAACCGCGACUGCCCGAUCUUCUACCGGCGGAAGAAGGCAGGCAAGGAGCUGCAAGAAGCACACAACUCACUCGCGCGAUUCGACGACUGGUAG
This is a messenger RNA of Pedinophyceae sp. YPF-701, 3261 nucleotides long. The record is from the annotation of a GenBank genome assembly. Lineage: Eukaryota; Viridiplantae; Chlorophyta; Pedinophyceae.